AUGGGGCCGGCGGGAGGUCGGCACGGCUUUUACGUGGGGCUGGGGUUGGCUUUGGCUUCCAGCGUCUUCAUCGGGGGCAGCUUUAUCCUGAAGAAGAAGGGGCUGCUCCGCCUGUGCGGCCGCGGUCGUCCCAGGGCAGGGCACGGAGGGCACGCGUACCUGCGGGAGUGGCUGUGGUGGGCAGGGCUGCUGUGCAUGGGAAUUGGAGAAGCAGCAAAUUUUGCUGCCUAUGCCUUUGCCCCUGCAACGCUGGUAACUCCGCUGGGUGCUCUGAGUGUCCUCGUUAGUGCGGUUCUGUCUUCCACCUUCCUGAAUGAGCAGCUGAAUGUUCAUGGCAAGAUUGGCUGUGUCCUAAGCAUCCUGGGCUCCACGGUGAUGGUAAUCCACGCUCCUCAGGAAGAAGAGGUUUCCAGCCUGGAGUCGAUGGCAGAGAAGCUGAAAGAUCCAGGAUUCAUUGUGUUUGCUGUGUGCGUCCUGGUGAGCUCCCUCCUGCUCAUCUUUGUGGCUGGACCCCGUUACGGACGGAGCAACGUCUUGGUUUAUGUUUUGGUCUGCUCUGCCAUCGGCUCACUUUCUGUAUCGUGUGUCAAAGGCUUGGGGAUUGCCCUGAAAGAACUGUUUGCUGGGAAGCCAGUCCUGAAAGAACCGCUGGGCUGGGUGCUUCUGGUGUGCCUGGUGAUCUGCAUCAGCGUGCAGAUCAACUACCUGAACAAAGCCCUGGAUAUCUUCAACACAUCCGUGGUCACUCCCAUUUACUAUGUGCUGUUCACCACCUCAGUCAUGACAUGUUCCGCCAUCCUCUUCAAGGAGUGGCAACACAUGGUGCUAGACAACAUCAUUGGCACCAUCAGCGGCUUCCUCACCAUCGUGUCUGGCAUCUUCCUCCUUCACGCCUUCAGGGACGUGCCCUUCAGCCCAGACCUCCUGCCCCUCUUCCUGCAGCAAGGCAGGGCAGACCUGCGCACGGCAUGGAGGGGCGCAGACAGACAUCACUCGUGUCAGCACCAGCCUCUUCUGCCCUCCGAGGACAAAAGCUCUCAGAGCACAGAAGAGGAGGAAGGUGAAAGUGUAUGAGGGAGCUUCUGA
This is a messenger RNA of Lagopus muta (rock ptarmigan), 1086 nucleotides long. RefSeq names its product magnesium transporter NIPA2-like. The transcript has 5 exons. NCBI's taxonomy places the organism in Eukaryota, Metazoa, Chordata, Aves, Galliformes, Phasianidae. Bases 1 to 1074 code for a protein of 357 amino acids. Gene Ontology annotation, cellular component: membrane. The record is from RefSeq and is a predicted model, not a curated record. Gene Ontology annotation, biological process: magnesium ion transport. Gene Ontology annotation, molecular function: magnesium ion transmembrane transporter activity.